Molecule: messenger RNA, 3429 nt
Organism: Candoia aspera
Lineage: Eukaryota; Metazoa; Chordata; Lepidosauria; Squamata; Candoiidae
Product: probable N-acetyltransferase camello
Exons: 2
Coding region: 378-1043 (221 amino acids)
Molecular function (GO): N-acetyltransferase activity
Source: RefSeq, a predicted model, not a curated record
AUGGAUGUAAGAAAUAUUCCACUAAUUCUUGCCUUUCUUUCCUCCCAACGUCCCAAAAGAUACUUGUGUGUGAACAGAAGAAGCAAAUUCUGAGUCUGAGGGAGCCCCAUCAGCUUGGGAAGGGACAGUAGGUUUAAGGGGUGAGGAUUACAGGAGGUGGUACAGCAUCACAUGAUGCCUUUUGUGGCUUCGGUUGGGCCACAAUGAGCAAAGAAGAUAGUUUGCACACACAUUCCUCUACCUCAACCCUGGAGAGAGAAAUACACACAGGCACUUAACUGUGGAGGAAGCUUCCAUCCCAGAAGUGGAUUUUUUGCCCACUCCUGGGGUUUCAGGAUCCUCCCUGUUGCUCUUUACCCACCCCCGCCCGGCGCACCAUGGUGACUUACCACAUCCGCGAAUACCGUCCCGGGGACUACGAGACAGUGCGUGAGUUGUUUGCCACGGGGAUGAGUGAGUACGUGCCCACCCUGUGCAUACACAUGCUGAAGCAGCCUUGGGUGAUUCUGGUCCUCACCUGCACCUUCAGCCUCUUGCUCACCAGCUCCAAAUCCUUGCUCCUGCCCAUCCUCGCUGUCACCCUGCUGUUAGCCGUGGGCCGGCAACUGCUGGGCUACUUCUGGUCUCUGUACAUCGACCACUGCCUGCAGGAGGACCUGCUGGACAUCCAGGCCACCUACCUGGGAGACAAAGGCUCUUGCUUUUGGGUAGCUGAGGCGGAUGAGUGCGUGGUGGCUACUGUCGGUGCCAGGCCCUCUGAAGAGCAGCACAGGGAGCUCAUGCUGAAACGCAUGUCUGUUCGGAAGGACUAUCGGGGUCUGGGCAUUGCCAAGGCUCUCUGCAAGACCGUGCUCGGCUUUGCCCAGCAGCAUGGCUACCGUUCCGUGGCGCUGAACACCCUCAUGGUCCAGCAUGAAGCCCGUGCGAUGUACGAGGGGGUCGGCUUCCACAAGUACAACCACUACGUCCUACCCACCGUCUAUGGCAGGCUGGCCAACUGCACUGUUUCCAAGUAUCGCUAUGACAUUCCCAGCGCAGACUGAGGAAACGGCUGAAGGAUUGUCUCUGGCAACUGGCAUCCCAUUGCUGCCUCCUGACCCCGGGGCACCAGGUGAUGCCGAUGAAGGGCAGGGGAAGCGGUUAGAUUUGACACUGCAAAAAGGUGUGUCUCCCCUUCUGGAGGUUUUCAAGUUGCUGCAGGAGGACUUUCCUGGCCUCCCAGAGUUCCGGCAACGUGGGAAGGAGCAUGCCCUGUUUCCUCACACCGUCUUCGCAAGAGAAAGGGAAUUACACAUUUUCCUUUGCAGAAAAAGAGUCGUUUUCCGUCAGCCCUCUUUCCCGUGGCCUAGGUGUCAGCAGUCCUAAAGUCACGCGCAAGCGGUCCUUUUUUAGAGAGCCAUUCGCGUGGCAACUGACUGCACCCGCGUGCCAGAAAAGACUGUUGGCUAUUCUCGUUAAGGGGGCUCUUUUCCCUCCUGUGCUUGACUUGGCAGAAACGGUGUCUUCCGCCCCAUCACGUUGACACAGCGUCGUCGUCUCGCUUUUUCCCAGGGUGCGCAGCACCUUGCGUUCUGUUGACUUGCACACAAGAGAAAUGCGGUCUCUCUUUCCUGGUCUGAGGCUCGUUUCUCACAGUGGGAACUCCUGCAGUGCAACCCCAUUACUACAGCGUUUGUCCUGACCCCCAAAUAAGUAUAGUGGGCAACUUGGAGGAGCUUCCCGAUGUGAUGGAUUUCAGCUCCUUGAAUUCCCAGCCCCCGCGCACCUAGGAGGUGACAGGCUGGGAAAGGCUGCCCUGGAGCCGUGUUUUGACCUGAGGAAUCGUGUUUCUUGUUUCCCCAGAUUAGGGGGCAGAAAUUGUUUCUCUUACGUCGAUCUGCUCUUCAAAGUAUGGGUGGAUGGUGUACGUGAAGGAGCAAGAAUGAAUUUCUACAGGAAAAUGCCCCCACAAGGUGUUUUUCUCCAUAUGAACAAGCCCCAAACCUUUAAUCCCUGUUUUGUAAGGGAGGUAUCUUAACCCCUUGGUCAUUUGAAUCAGCCAUUUCCUCAGCUCUCCCAUUCCACCCCCAACCCCCCCAAAAAAAUAAUUGAAGGUGGAGAAGCAAGAGAGGAGAUAAUUUAAAGCUUCACUGGCCGACCUCCGUUUCCCAAGAGAUCCUGUUUUGGAGUUUCUUGUGGAGUCUGCCAUCAACCAUCAGGAUGAACUUACUGAUGCUCUGUAAUCUGUCCAGCUAGGGAUGCUUAGCUUUAAGGACAAGAUUUAAAAAGGAAUUUAUUCUGAAAUUUGAAAAUAUAGGGGGGGGGGGGAGGCAACAAAAUCCUGGUAAAAUCAAUACAGCCUGUCUACCUAAAGUUACUUUUUACCAGCUUUUAGCUUUCAGUGCACGGCCAAGGUUCACUGGAGAGGAUGUUUGGAGAGAGAUCAUCUGGGCCUUCUGCCUGGGUGUUGGUAGGUGGGCCCUCCCUGCUGUUCAUCUUUCCCUCCCCCAUUGACAGUAUCAUCUGUUUUAUAGACUGUGGGAUGUAAGUGAAAGCCAGCUUCUUUGAACGGUCAGGCUGUUGAUUUCCACAAUCAAGAAAAGUGCUGCCUCUCUGAGGUUCAGACCUUGCCAGCAAAUUGGAAAUUAUCUAGUGGCUAACUUAAGCUUCAUUCAGGUGGAAUGAUAAAAAUGCAGCCUUGUUUUCCUCCAGUGGUGCCACUGAAUAAAUGGGAUUACGUCAGAGAGGACUUUUGGGGAAACAAAAGCUGAAUUUCAUUUGUUCAGGCCUUUCAGUAUUGGGUAAACCAACUGGAUGCUUUGGGGACACUGUUGCAUCAUGCCGGAAGGGAGUUAUCACACUCCAUUUUUAGGAAAAGUUAGAAAGCCCAGGACUGGGUUUGAGGGUUUUUUUAGUUAGGAAAAAAGUAGGGUGUAAGGACAGACACUUGGUUGUCCGUGAUGCAAAGAAAGUGGAAUUCAGGAGGUGAUUCCUGGAACUGCUUACUGUCUGGUGAAAUUAAGGUCUGAGAUUUAGGAUGACAAAAAAGUAUUUCUACAGUAUCUACUAAAAAUACGGAAUUUACUUGCACAAGAUGAGUUGGCUUGGAAAUGGGGCUGGACGAGAGAGGCCUUUGGGCUGAUCCAAAAGGACAUUUUGGUACCGGGAAGAUGGCAGUCAAGCCGUUGCUCCCUGCCCAAUUUCUGAGUAGGAAGGAACAUGUGUGAAGAUGAUGCCUGCUUUAGGAAAUUUUAAAAAAGCAACCUCAAACAGUUGAAGAAUUUUUGAUGGUUGGGCGAUGGGGUGCUGCUAUUUUGAAUGGAUUGGGCCCAUUUACCUUCGAAUCUUUGUGCCUGUCUUGCUGGGUGAGCAGUGACCCUGUUGUCCUGUUAGUUUGUGCAUUGGUGUCGUGCCGUGUGGGGAAAUAAAGUUGAUCAUUCUUUCCUGAAA